AUUCUGCCCACACGUGAACGGGUGAAAACUGACUUCACGUUUCUAGCUCAAUUGACUUCUUAGUUCCACCCUUAAUUCCUUAUGCUGUAGUACUACUGAGAGAGCUGGGGCGGAGAUAAUGAACCUCGGGACAUCACCAUUGGUAUGCCCAGCUAAUCGAGGGUGCGUGCUCAACAGCCGAAUUCCUGGAAGGGUCAGAGCUACCCUUACAUCUGUACAAGAAAUCGAUCUGAAGGCCUUGGAGACUGCUAUUCAGUCAAAAAACACUGAUGCUGUAAGGAGUGCACUAGAUCAGUUGAAUGAGGUUGGAUGGGCAAAGAAAUGGAGAUCACAGCCAUAUGUGUCACGUCGACCAACAUCCUUGCGUGAGCUAACAGCACUCGGUAUAAGGAAUGCAGAAAAACUUGCAAUACCAAGUGUUAGAAAUGAUGCAGCUUUUCUUUUCACCGUGGUCGGAACAACAAGUUUCGUGGCGGUGCUUGCUGGUCAGCUUCCUGGAGAUUGGGGAUUUUUUGUGCCUUAUUUGAUUGGUAGCAUUUCAUUGAUUGUUCUGGCAGUGGGAAGUAUCUCUCCUGGCCUUCUUCAAGCUGGUAUAAGUGGAUUUUCAUCAAUUUUCCCUGAUUACCAAGAGAGGGUCACUGGCCAUGAAGCUGCUCAUUUUCUAGUUGCGUACUUGCUUGGUCACCCAGUACUUGGCUACUCUUUGGACAUUGGUAAAGAACAUGUGAACCUGAUAGAUGAAAGGCUUCAGAAAUUAAUUUACAGUGGUCAGCUUGAUGAAAAGGAACUAGACAGGUUAGCCGUCAUAUCAAUGGCAGGACUGGCAGCAGAAGGAUUAAAAUAUGAAAAAGUUGUAGGUCAAUCGGCUGAUCUUUUCUCUCUUCAGCGAUUCAUAAAUCGGAGCAAACCACAGUUAAGCAAAGAGCAGCAGCAAAAUCUGACUAGAUGGGCUGUUUCUGGAUGUGAACUAUUGGACAACAGAGGAGGAAUGAUGGAAGAUGGCUUUCAAAGAGGUGCAAGAGAUCAUGGGAGAGACACAGGAAAUGUGAUGGAUGAAGGGAUGGAGGAGGCCACAUUGGUUCUCUAGUCAUGGCAUCAUAGGCUCAUUUAUUCUUGAUACUGACUUGAGGAGGGCACAUUGGUUAAGGGUUGUGUCUUCCUGCACUUUUGAUUCUUAUGUCAUGCCAUUAUUUGAGAGAUCUAGCAAGGUUUCUAUCAGGUCGACUCCUUGCCAACAUGAACAACUAUAGGGAUAUUUUGUAGGAAGGUCUGCUGCAUGUUGGGCACCCAACAAAGGUCUGCUGCAUGUUGGGCACCCAACACAUGACCGUCUGUUCUGUUGGCAUCCUGUAAAACUUGAUUGCUGAGUGAAUUACAAAUGCAGCCUUAGAAUAUUA
This is a messenger RNA of Nymphaea colorata (pocket water lily), 1397 nucleotides long. RefSeq lists its product as uncharacterized. Gene Ontology annotation, biological process: proteolysis. NCBI's taxonomy places the organism in Eukaryota, Viridiplantae, Streptophyta, Magnoliopsida, Nymphaeales, Nymphaeaceae. The transcript is spliced from 10 exons. The record is from RefSeq and is a predicted model, not a curated record. The coding region runs from base 119 to 1087 and encodes 322 amino acids. Gene Ontology annotation, molecular function: ATP-dependent peptidase activity; ATP binding; metalloendopeptidase activity.